CGUUCUGUUACCAGACACGAGCCAGCAGCUGCCCUCGAACCUGGUGCAGAUCAUGGAGCAGAGAAUGAAAUUGAUCGAGCAGAGGAGUGCAUUCCUCCAGGAGCAAAUCAACCAGUCAGCCAGCCGCCUCGCCCGAGGAGUACUCGAGGGCUAACAAGGAGUUCCACAAGCUGGAGAGCACCAUGGAAUUGAUCAAGGAGCUGAGGUCAAAGCAGAAGGAAAUAAACGGGUUGAAAUCGUUGGUGACGAACUCUGCGGAGGAGAAGGACAUGCUCGAAAUGGCAGCCGAGGAACUCCUUGAGGCUGUUGAGGAGGAGAAACGACUGCAGCAUGCGUUGUUCAGAACCUUGCUUCCGAAAGAUGAAGCUGAUGAGAGGGACUGUAUAUUGGAGGUGCGAGCAGGAACUGGAGGAGAAGAGGCUUCCUUGUUUGCUAUGGAUAUAUUCAGAAUGUAUGAGAAGUAUUCCCAAAAGAAUGGGUGGAAGUUUGAUGCUAUUGACAUAAUGGAGUCUGCUGUUAAAGGAUACAAGGAAGCUAGUGGGUCCAUUUCAGGCCCUGGGGCAUACGGGAAACUUAAGUUUGAGAGUGGUGUUCAUAGAGUUCAGCGAGUCCCAGUGACUGAGAAAUCUGGACGUGUGCACACUAGUGCUGUAUCAGUCGCAGUUCUUCCUCAGGCUGAUGAGGUUGAUGUCCAACUUCGUAAUGAGGACUUGAGAAUUGAUACCUACAGAUCAGGUGGCUCUGGAGGUCAGUCUGUCAAUACGACGGAUAGUGCAGUUAGGAUAACUCAUGUUCCAACUGGAACAGUGGUUGCAAUACAAGACGAGAGAUCACAGCAUCAGAACAAGGCCAAGGCUCUCAAAGUUCUCCGGGCAAGACUGUAUGAAUUGGAAAGGCAUAGACUCCACACUGACCGAUCGAAGCUCCGUUCAGAGCAGAUUGGAAGCGGUGACAGGUCCGAGCGCAUCCGAACAUACAACUUCCCACAAGGACGUGUCACCGACCAUCGUGUUGGGGUCACGCACCAUGCAAUAGAGGACGUCAUGGAGGGGGAGAGCCUGGACGUCUUCAUUGAAGCACUGCUGCUGCAAGAAGAGAUGGAUGCAAUAGCUUCGUUUGCUUCCUGAGCCAUUAUCUGUUGGUUCUCUUCCCGGAGCUCUGAACCGCAUCAUAAACACACAGAACAGAACACUCGAGCAGCAGAGGACAGCGCAUUAUUUCUGCUGCUGUUCUGAACUCUGAACUUCCUCUGGUCCUUGUUCAUCAAGGGUUGUGGUCUUUAAGGUCAUUGCUGCAUUUGCCAUUGUUUUGGGACCAGCUGUUAUGCAUUCUCAAGUUUUGCUGGUCCUUGUUUAUCUAGGGUUAUAUGGUCUCUAAGGUCAUUGUUGUAUUUGCCAUUGUUCCGAGACCAAGUGCUGGUUCUGAUACUUUUCAC
This is a messenger RNA of Lolium rigidum, 1435 nucleotides long. Its product is annotated as peptide chain release factor 1, mitochondrial. NCBI's taxonomy places the organism in Eukaryota, Viridiplantae, Streptophyta, Magnoliopsida, Poales, Poaceae. Gene Ontology annotation, molecular function: translation release factor activity, codon specific. The coding region runs from base 183 to 1127 and encodes 314 amino acids. The record is from RefSeq and is a predicted model, not a curated record. The transcript is spliced from 10 exons. Gene Ontology annotation, biological process: translational termination.